AUGCACUUCGCACAGGUUGUUGCAAGGCUCAGACUUAUUGGCAUAUCUAGGCCACGAACAUCCUACUCUCAUCAGGCAGCGAUUGAAUGUUUUGACCCAAAUACCCACGUCUUUGAGCCCAAGACCACAAUCGAAGACAUAUUCGUCGCCGUCGAGGACCGCACGGUCACCUAUGGCGUGGUUCCCUUCGAGAACUCCACCAAUGGCUCCGUAGUCUUUACACUCGACCUUUUCUGCGACCGCUCCUCGCAAUACCGUUCUACGCGCGUAUGUGGAGAGGCUUAUCUGGAUGUACACCACUGCCUUCUCUCCCCUGCCAAGGACCUCAAGUCAAUAACAAAGAUUUACUCGCAUCCUCAGGCAUUCGGCCAAUGUGAGACUUGGCUGAACGCAAACCUGAAAGGUGUAGAGAGAGUGGACGUUUCUUCCACCUCAAAAGCCGCUCAGAUCGCUGCGGGCUUUGAGGACGCUGGUGCGAUAGCCAGUAAGAUUGCUAGUGAUGUGAAGGGGCUCAAGAUACUUGCCGAGAACAUCGAGGAUUCCCACGAUAAUACUACACGCUUCUUUGUGUUGUCGGCCACUAAGCGAUCAGGUGUGAGCACAGGUGAAUGGACGGUGGAGGAGGGGGGUGGGAAAAAGAAAGAUAAAUCCCUGUUAUCAUUCACGAUCGACCAUAAGUUGCCAGGUGCACUUUGCGAUUCCUUGAGGGUUUUCAAGGAUUUCGAUCUUAAUCUCACCUCCAUCGUGAGUAGGCCCACUCGAGUAGUUAAGUGGAAUUAUAUCUUCUUUGUUGAGUUUGAAGGACAUGCCGAGACCGAUAAUGCCAAGCAGGCAUUGGAGGAACUGAAAAGGUACUGCGUAGACUUGAGGGUUUUGGGUAGUUACGUAGACAAGCAAGGCAGGAAGGGGUCGAGGUACAAGGAGAGUUGA
Messenger RNA from Morchella importuna, 930 nucleotides. RefSeq lists its product as uncharacterized. The transcript is spliced from 4 exons. The coding region runs from base 1 to 930 and encodes 309 amino acids. Gene Ontology annotation, biological process: L-phenylalanine biosynthetic process. Gene Ontology annotation, molecular function: chorismate mutase activity; prephenate dehydratase activity. NCBI's taxonomy places the organism in Eukaryota, Fungi, Ascomycota, Pezizomycetes, Pezizales, Morchellaceae. The record is from RefSeq and is a predicted model, not a curated record. Gene Ontology annotation, cellular component: cytoplasm.